This is a messenger RNA of Alternaria atra, 921 nucleotides long. RefSeq lists its product as uncharacterized. Lineage: Eukaryota; Fungi; Ascomycota; Dothideomycetes; Pleosporales; Pleosporaceae. Gene Ontology annotation, cellular component: Rad51B-Rad51C-Rad51D-XRCC2 complex; centrosome; replication fork. Gene Ontology annotation, biological process: double-strand break repair via homologous recombination; DNA strand invasion; reciprocal meiotic recombination. The coding region runs from base 1 to 921 and encodes 306 amino acids. Gene Ontology annotation, molecular function: single-stranded DNA binding; ATP-dependent activity, acting on DNA; four-way junction DNA binding. The record is from RefSeq and is a predicted model, not a curated record. The transcript has 2 exons.
AUGGCCGCCGUUGACAUCUCUUCAAAUGAGCUGAGUGCGACCGCAAGACCCGCAGAGCCACUACUUGCAUCCCACUUGAUCGACGAUGAAGACCUCGAUGAGCUGCUAGAGAGCGUGUGCAACGUCACUCUUGGAACGAAAGAAAAGAGUGAGAAGGAACAACUGCAGACUGGAGUCAAGAGCUUGGACGAUGCACUCGGUGGCGAGUUACAGAGUGGCAGGGUCGUAGAGGUCAGUGGAGAAGUUGGAGCUGGUGCGAGUGAGAUCUGCUGUACACUGCUUGUCAACUCUCUGCUCCGAUAUGAGACCUCGACGGCUGCUGUUGUUGAUACGACAGGUAACUUCGAUGUCCUACGACUUUAUACGAUCAUCGUUGCGCAACUGUCUCGACAGCCAGAUUUCACAGCUUCAUUGCGCUCUUCAUCUAAUCUGGGACCUGGAGCUUCGACUGAGGAUCUGGCAGCUAUGAUCCUUGACCGUGUCAAGCUUAUGAGGGUCUUCGAUUUCGUUGGUGUGAGAGAAGCGGUUGGUGAGAUUCGGGAUGAGAUUGAAGGCAAGAAGGUCGUGGAACCCAUUCUACGGACUGCGGAGAGGCAAGAAGAUGUACCAACUGAGCAAGCUGCGGAAGACCAGCCACCAACCGAGAGGGUGAAGACGAAGCGGACAUAUGUCGCAGAUAGCGAGGAUGAGGAAGAAGACGAGGAGAUGCUAUUCGAUUCAGAAGUUACCAUGACCGCAGCAGCACAGCCCGUACAAGACCCAGAGCCAGGGCAGGCGCAGCACCCAACGCCAAUGAAAACGACAGAAACUACGCGCGCAGAAGCAGAACGAGGCCAAACCAAACUCAUACUAAUCGACAACAUCGCUCAGGUCUUCCACCCUUUAUUGAAGAAAGAUUACAUUCAAGGUAUCCUCCUCUAA